AUGGAUUCACUUCAACUGUCCGAGUUCGACUUGCAGACAUUUUUCGGCAGUAACAAAGAUUACUCCGAACAACAGUCGUUGCCGCAAGUCAUGCUGGACGCAACAGCAGUUGUUCAUCAGGAGAAGUACCCUGGUGAAGGGUUAGUGCUGCCACCCCCUGUUGUGAACUUCCUCGAUCAUGGACACAGUCCGGAGCAAUCGGAUGUCACGAGUUACUACAGUGACGACAGCUGUGCUACCCCUCAUCACAUCCCAGAGUUCUGUCAGCUCACAUCGCCAGACGCCGAAGCUCCCAGUCAUAACUUUGUCUGGCCCAGCUGUAGCAACGUAAGCAAAGAACAAUUCUUCACAGCACCGGAAACUUCUAACUACGGUUUGAAGCAUGAAGAGUUCGCACACGCAUCUUGUCAAAAAGCAGUGCAACCGGGACCAUCAGACGCUGUUGCUUUUCCGUUUGUAACAUCACCAACGACAUCGCUUCCGUCACCAUCUUCAACUGUGUAUUCAGUAUCUAGUCCAGGCACACCCGGUCCUUCUUGUGUACGUGGUCGUCGACCACACGAUGCCUCUGCUCCAUACUCAACGAAAUCAAAACGACGCAUGGCAGAGAAAGGAACACAAGAAUACGUCGACAAACGAGCACGUAACAAUGUUGCUGUCAGAAAAAGCCGCGCUAAAGCUAAAGAAAAGCAGAAAGAAACAGAGGUUCGAGUCCAGGCUUUGGUAGAUCAAAAUGAACAACUGCAGAAAAAAGUUGACAUGCUAUCGAAAGAGCUGAAUGUUCUCAAAGGGUUAUUCAUGAAUAUCGGAGCAUCUAUACCAGACGAUUUUCUAAAAGCGAUCGGAGAUUCUUGA
Molecule: messenger RNA, 855 nt
Organism: Candidula unifasciata
Lineage: Eukaryota; Metazoa; Mollusca; Gastropoda; Stylommatophora; Geomitridae
Source: the annotation of a GenBank genome assembly